CCGGGUCAUUCCAAUUUGAUCACUCAAUUAGGACAUGGAAUACUAAAACUUGGAAAUGUGUCAGAGUACUGGAAGGGCACACCGACACAGUCUACGCCAUUGCGAUAUCUCCGAAUGGCCGCAUCCUCGCAAGCGCAUCGCGGGACAAGACAGCGCGAUUAUGGAACCUUGAGAACGGCCAACCCAUCAGUUCGCCCCUCCAUCAUGCGGACGGGGUACUUUCUGUGUCAUUUUCGGUAGAUGGAAAGCUACUAGCCACUGCCUGCAGUGACAAUAACGCAUACAUGUGGGACGUUUCUGCGAUAUUGAAAGAAGCUGGCCUCCAAGACCUACUGUUGGACCAGCGCGACAAGUCAGCACUCGCUACCAUUAAUGCAACACGACGUCCUGUCCAGUCAAUCAAGGUUUCCAACCGGGUACCCCGGGGUUUUUUCGAUGACUCACCGCAUCCUCACCGAUCUGCGCAACCCGAUCCCCACGAUGCGCCAUCCCAAUCCCUGUUUCAAUGGGCUCGAAAUAUCUUCUCUGGCAGACCCAGUAGUGCACAGGUCGAGCUGCAUGAACAUAGCCCAACAGCCGUCGACGUCCCAUAUGCUAAGGGCAAACGUAGGAACGCAUCGGCAAGAGAGAAACGGAGACCAGCUUUGAAAAUCCCCACUGCAAGCAGUUCACGUCCUCCCAAUAGCAAUGCCACACAGCAAUCCAAUAGCGCAGCUCAGGCCCAGUCAUCCUCGCAACCACAUGCGGCUGGUUCCACCUCCACCGCACCUCCCGUCGUCGCUAAUACAACUUCCAACACUAAUCCUCAUGUAAUGAUCAGACACGCUGGACGCUGGACUCGCUUCUGGCUCUUUAUCUGUUGUGCCUCUUCUGAGUAUGCCAACGGUCAACAUUAGUUUGCUCGGCUUAUUUUCUCGUUCUUUACGAAGAUUUCCGUUUUCAUCUGAUAUGCCACGAUGUUUAUCUCAUCCCCGCAGGACACUUUAUGGAGAUAAAAGUUGUUUCCUAUUUACACUCGUACCGACCAUUUUCAACUGAUGUUUCAUUGUCCCACACAAAUAGCAGCUACUCAGAUCUAAACUAUGCAAAGGGAUCUUUGUAUGACUCGGAGUCCUUUGAAUAGCAUUGCGAGGUUAUUACACGACCAAAGUGCACCUUGAAA
Suillus subalutaceus is the source of this 1162-nucleotide messenger RNA. RefSeq lists its product as uncharacterized. The transcript is spliced from 4 exons. The coding region runs from base 285 to 896 and encodes 203 amino acids. NCBI's taxonomy places the organism in Eukaryota, Fungi, Basidiomycota, Agaricomycetes, Boletales, Suillaceae. The record is from RefSeq and is a predicted model, not a curated record.